Molecule: messenger RNA, 5444 nt
Organism: Scleropages formosus (Asian bonytongue)
Lineage: Eukaryota; Metazoa; Chordata; Actinopteri; Osteoglossiformes; Osteoglossidae
Product: protein polybromo-1-like
Exons: 30
Coding region: 341-5317 (1658 amino acids)
Biological process (GO): chromatin remodeling; transcription elongation by RNA polymerase II
Cellular component (GO): RSC-type complex; SWI/SNF complex
Molecular function (GO): protein binding; chromatin binding
Source: RefSeq, a predicted model, not a curated record
UGCAUCCUGCGAAGGCGGGCCUUUUCGCCAAGACCCGCUUCUCUGCUACCUUAACUGGAGUUUUUUUUUUAAAUACUUUUUAAAAAUAUGAAUAUUCGGUUUUAUUGUAACACGGUUCAAUUUUAACUAGCCGCCGACCUCACCGACAACAGGGCCCCGCGGAGACAAGUUAGCAGAUUCGAGGCGAGGCGGGUAAACAGCCGGAGUAACGUUUUUUGGCCGCGUUCCCAUUCGUCUUUGUGUUUGUCAGUUAGCGCCGUGCCGCUCGGCUGCUUUCCUCCUCCUGUCGGCCGCAGACAGCCAGCCACGGAACCGCUUAUCCGUUAAAGGUGCGGUGCCUAUGGGUUCCAAACGGCGAAGGACCACUUCCCCCUCCAGUAGUAUCAGCGGAGGGGAUUUUGAUGAUAGCCAGACCUCCACUGGCCUGGGAAGUGGCCGAAAAAGGAGACGAGGUUCUGGCAUUCCUACUGUAGAUCCUAUUGCGGUGUGCCAUGAGCUGUACAACACAGUUCGGGAUUACAAGGAUGAUCACGGGAGACUGCUCUGUGAGCUCUUCAUCAGAGCACCAAAGAGAAGGAACCAACCUGACUAUUAUGAAGUGGUGGCCCAGCCCAUCGAUCUAAUGAAAAUCCAGCAGAAGCUGAAGAUGGAGGAGUACCAUGAUGUGGAUCAGCUCACUGCAGACUUUCAGCUCAUGUUCAACAAUGCCAAGACUUACUACAAGGCUGACAGUCCAGAGUAUAAGGCUGCCUGCCGACUCUGGGACCUCUAUGUGCGGACAAAAAAUGAGUUUGUGCAGCGAGGGGACCAUGAUGAAGAUGAUGAGGAUGGGGAAGACCUCCUUGAUAACCCUGGGACUUCUACAGAAGAGGAGGCCCAGUCUAGCUGUUUAAAAGAUGUUUUGGAACAGUUGCUUGAUGCAAUUGUUACAUAUUCUGAGCCCUCUGGGCGACUCAUCAGUGAACUGUUUCAGAAGCUGCCUUCCAAAGUGCACUAUCCAGAUUAUUACGCCAUAAUAAAGGAACCAAUAGAUCUACGGACUAUAGCUCAGAGAAUACAGAUGGGCUACUACAAAAAUAUUAGUGCCAUGGCAAAGGACAUAGACUUGUUAACAAAGAAUGCCAAAACAUACAAUGAACCUGGAUCACAGGUUUUUAAGGAUGCCAACACAAUAAAGAAAAUCUUUGCCCAGAAGAGAAGUGAAAUUGAACAUGCUGAACCAAUUAAAUCCAGCAUUCGAAUCAGAAACCGGAGGUCAGCCCAGGGGGAUCGCCUUUCUGGUGUAAACGUGGCUGCACAGUAUGGCCAAGACACCGAUGAGGAUACCCUUGGAGGUAGGAAUAGAGGUACUGUGCGCUAUGAUGAGGGUGAGUCAGAGGCAGAGAGCAUGCACUCCUGCAUGGAUGUGAGCAACCCCAUCUUCCAGAUGUAUGAAGCAGUUCGCGGUGGCAGGAAUAGCCAGGGUCAGCUCAUUGCCGAGCCUUUCCUGCAGCUGCCCUCCCGCAAGGAGUACCCUGACUACUACCAGCAGAUUAAGCACCCCAUCUCGCUGCAGCAAAUUCGGGAAAAGAUGAGGAACAAUGAGUAUGAAAACAUUGAACAAAUGGAUGCCGAUCUUACCCUGAUGUUUGAAAAUGCCAAGCGUUACAACAUGCCCAACUCUGCUAUUUACAAGCGUGUCCUGAAGCUGCAACAGAUUUUACAGAUAAAAAAGCGGGAUCUUUUGAGGAGAGAUGAAGAUGACGGUGACAGUAUGCUGUCUUCUAGCACUUCUGACAUUGGAAGCUCCAAAAGAAAGAGCCACAAGAAGAAUACAAAGAAGAACAGAAUGAAGAUGCUUUGCAAUGCAGUGAUGGAGGCUCGGGAAAUGGUGACAGGCCGCAGACUCUGCGAGCUCUUCAUGGUCAAGCCCUCCAAAAAGGAUUAUCCAGAUUAUUAUAAGAUCAUUCUGGAGCCCAUGGACCUGAGGACCAUCGAGCACAACAUCCGCAGUGAGAAAUACCUGAACGAGGAGCAAAUGAUAGAGGACAUGAAGUUAAUGUUCCGCAACGCACGUCACUACAACGAGGAGGGAUCUCAGGUCUACAAUGAUGCCAACACUCUUGAAAAAAUCUUAAAGGACAAGCGCAAGGAGCUGGGACCUGUACCUGACGAUGACGACGUGGGUUCACCUAGGUUGAAAAUAAGGAAAAGUGGCAUCUCCCCAAAGAAGUCAAAGUACCUUACACCGCUGCAGCAGAAGCUGAAUGAGCUGUAUGAAGCAGUAAAAAACUACACAGACAAGCGUGGUCGCCGCCUCAGCACAAUCUUCUUGCGGCUGCCCUCGCGUGCUGAGCUGCCUGACUACUAUAUCACCAUCAAGAAACCCAUUGACAUGGAGAAGGUCAGGAGCCACAUGAUUGCCAACAAGUACCAAGAUGUGGAUGCCCUGGUGGAGGACUUUGUGCUCAUGUUCAAUAAUGCCUGCACCUACAAUGAACCGGAGUCACUUAUCUACAAGGAUGCCCUAGUGCUGCACAAGGUCCUGCUUGAGACACGGCGUGACCUGGAAGGCGGGGAGGAUGCCCAUGUACCUAACGUCACGCUUCUCAUCCAGGAGCUUAUCCACAGCCUGUUUGUCUCCUUGCUCAAUCAUCAGGACGACGAGGGCCGCUGCUACAGCGACUCGCUAGCAGAAAUUCCAGCACGGGACCCAGGCAGCCCUGAUAAGCUACCCCUCAACUUUGACAUCAUCCGGUCAAAUGUUGAGAAAGGGCGAUACAAGAGGCUUGAUGUCUUCCAAGAGCAUAUAUUUGAGGUUCUGGAGAAAGCAAGAAGGUUACAUCGGACAGACUCUGAAAUCUUUGAGGACGCUGUUGAACUCCAGCAGUUCUUCAUCAGGAUUCGAGAUGAGCUGUGUAAGAACGGGGAGAUUCUGCUCUCUCCUGCACUGAGCUACACUGCCAAGCAUCUGCACAACGAUGUGGAGCGGGAGAAAAAGGAGAAGCUCCCUCUAGAGUUUGAGGAGGACAAACUGAAGCGAGAGGAAGAAAAGAGAGAAGCUGAGAAGAGUGAUGACCCGGCAGGAGGGGUGUGGCAAUCGGGGCUUCAGCGCACUUACAGCCAAGACUGUAGCUUUGAAGACAGCAUUUACCAUGUCGGGGACUAUGUCUUUGUGGAACCAGCAGAACCAAACCUGCAGCCACACAUUGUCUGUAUUGAGCGUCUUUGGCAGGAUAAUACAGGUGAAAAAUGGCUGUAUGGUUGCUGGUUUUACAGACCUAAUGAGACCUUCCACUUGGCUACACGAAAGUUCCUGGAGAAGGAGGUUUUCAAGAGUGACUGCUACAACAAAGUUCCUGUCAGAAAAAUAUUAGGAAAGUGUGUGGUUAUGUUUGUUAAGGAGUAUUUUAAGCUUCAACCAGAGGGCUUCAGACCAGAGGAUGUCUUUGUCUGUGAGUCUCGCUAUUCAGCCAAGACCAAGUCUUUUAAGAAGAUUAAGAUGUGGACGAUGCCAGUGAGCUCAGUGAGAUUUGUACCUCGGGAUGUACCACUUCCGGUGGUCCGAGUCGCCUCCAUGUUUGCCAAUGCCACCAGGCAUGAACAGGAGAAGCCACAAGAAGUGACUGAAUGUGAAAAAGGAGCUGACGAUUGCAGUGUCAUUGAUAAGGAGAGAGAGGAUGUUCCUGUAGAUGUGAGCAAUGGGGAACCAGGCUGCCAGUACUAUGAGCAGCUCCACUACAAUGGCAUGCGGCUGAAAGUUGGGGACUGUGUAUAUAUCCGCUCACAUGGGCUGGUGCGGGCAAGGGUGGGCAGGAUUGAGAAGAUGUGGGUGCGAGAUGGUGCAGCAUACUUCUUUGGACCCAUUUUCAUCCACCCAGAAGAGACAGAGCACGAGCCCACCAGAAUGUUCUACAAGAAGGAGGUGUUCCUGAGUAACCUGGAGGAAUCUUGUCCUAUGACUUGUGUCCUUGGAAAGUGUGCAGUUUCCUCAUUCAAGGAUUACCUGUCGUGCCGGCUGACGGAGAUGCCCGAGGGUGAUGUGCUAGUCUGUGAGAGCCGAUACAUUGAGAGCGAGAGACAGAUGAAGAAAUUUAAGGGCCUUAAGCGCUUCUCAUUGUCUGGCAAAGUGGUUGAUGAUGAGAUUUACUACUUUCGGAAGUUAAUCGUACCCCAGAAAGAGCCAUCUCCACUGCUGGACAGAAAGAUUCAAGAGCUGGAAGCCAAGUUUGCAGAAAUGGAGGAGUCAGGUGAAGACCUGGACGAGCAGGGAGAUGAGGAUGGAGAAAUAGUUGACCCUUCCUUAUUACCCCAGCUACAGACACCCCUAUCUGGUGACCUGGAUAUGAUGCCUUACACCCCUCCACAGUUGACACCAAAACUAAUUAAGGGCCUCUGCAAAAAAGAAGGAUCAAAACGAAAAAUCAACAUGAGUGGGUACAUCCUGUUCAGCAGUGAGAUGAGAGCAGUGAUCAAGGCCCAGCACCCAGAUUUCAGCUUCGGGGAGCUCAGCCGCCUCGUGGGGACGGAAUGGAGGAAUCUUGAGGCAAACAAAAAAGCUGAGUAUGAAGAACGGGCAGCAAAAGUGGUGGAGCAACAAGAGCGGGAAAGGGUGGCCCAGCAACAACAAGGCGCUUCCCCAAGAGCAGGUACCCCAGUAGGGGCGCUCAUGGGCGUCGUGCCUCCGCCAACCCCUAUGGGGAUGAUUAACCAGAACAUGACACCUGUGUCAGGCAUGAUGAGUGGUUAUGGCCCACCCAUAAUGCCCAUGCAGGGCCCUCUUGAAGGCAUGGUCGGUAUGGGCAGCAUGCCACCACAUCACAUGGGGGUGCCUGCGAUGCCCCACCAUUCUCCGCCUGGUGUGCCUGGGUUCCCUGGCAUGCCAUACCCGGGGGUAAUGGGGCCUGGCGUGAACACUAUGGCAGGAAGUCCUGCUGCUGGAAAUCACUAUGGACAACAGAUGGGCAUGCCAGCUAUGGGCCAGCAGGCCCCACCCCCUUACCCAGGACAAGGGCAGUUAGGCCAGCCUGCACUCCAGCAGCCUUCAACCCCCAUAUUUGUUGCUCCUCCCCCAAAGACUCAGCGUCUGCUGCACUCUGAGGCCUACCUGAAGUACAUUGAGGGCCUCCACACUGAGUCCUCCACCAUCACCAAGUGGGACCAGACCCUCUCAGCUCGUCGGAGAGAUGUCCGCCUGACCAAAGAGCAGGAGAGCCGCCUGCCAUCGCAUUGGCUAAAGAGCAAAGGAGCCCACAGUACAAUGGCUGAUGCACUGUGGCGACUGCGGGAUCUAAUGCUGCGAGACACGCUGAACAUCCGUCAUGCCUACAACCUUUAGGACAAUAGAGUAACCUGGCUCUUACAACCACGUUAUCAAGUUAAAAUACAGUGAGGAAAAAGUCACAGCAUUUUUAAAUUAUAUUUAUUUUGCCAUCGUUUUAUAAGAUAGUUUUUGUAUAGUGGAA